Zootermopsis nevadensis is the source of this 1832-nucleotide messenger RNA. The record is from RefSeq and is a predicted model, not a curated record. NCBI's taxonomy places the organism in Eukaryota, Metazoa, Arthropoda, Insecta, Blattodea, Termopsidae.
CUACAACCAUGGCGGUACAACACAGAGGAUGCACAUGUUUUUCAGAGAAUUUUAAGUUUUACUGUUAUUUAUGUACAAACAUUCAGUAUUGGCUACACUGCAAGUAGUCCUAUUACUGUUCUGUUCCAAUCGAAUUUACAAAUCGAGAUAGCAGUGGGUCAGAUUUAUGUUAUGGAAGUUGCGUGGUUGUUAGUCUAACCAUAACCUGUCUAAUUUAAAAUGUUGACUUGUUUAAGCAUAAUAUUGAUUGGUUCGAGUGUAGUAUAUCGUUUUGUUUCUUAACAUAGAUUACUUAUCCUAUAACUCUUGAUCGCAGUGCUCCUACUAAAUGUGAAAGCUAAAGAAAGUGCUAAUCAGUGUUUCAUAGUCUUUCUGAAGAAUUUCUAGUAAUUGUGAGAUUUGUACAAUGUCUUUUCUACGACUGUGGAGAGACAGUAUUCUAAAGUGUGUUAGGUAUUACUCUAAUAGGAAUAUAUUAAAACUUCAUGAGAGAGGAAUGUAUGAUGAUAUAUUUCCCACAAAUUCCAACCAGGAAGUGAUCGACCUUCUGAAUGCCAGACCACAGUGUGUGUAUGCUGGGUUUGAUCCAACAGCCAGUAGUCUACAUGUUGGAAAUUUAUUGGUUUUGAUAAACUUGUUACAUUGGCAGAGGGGUGGACACAAAGUUAUAGCACUUGUUGGUGGUGCAACUGGAAGGAUAGGGGACCCAAGUGGCCAUACUGUUGAAAGGCCAGAAUUACAGUCAACACUUGUCAGAACCAAUGUACGUUCCAUAGAGGAAAAUAUCCGUCAAAUCUUUACUAAUCAUGAGCAAUAUCUCUGGAAGAAACAUGCAAGCUCACGCACGUUGACUCCAGCAAAGAUUGUUGACAACCUAGAUUGGUAUUCAGAACAGAACAUUCUUGAGUUUGUUAGUCGUGUUGGACGCCACUUCCGACUUGGCACCAUGCUUCUCAGGCACAGUGUUCAGUCCAGGUUGUCAUCAGAAGCUGGUAUGAGUUUUACUGAGUUCUGCUACCAGGUGUUCCAAGCAUAUGAUUGGCUGCAUCUACUACAGAGAUAUGACUGCAGAUUCCAAGUCGGAGGCAGUGAUCAGAUGGGCAAUAUUGUAUCUGGCCAUGAGCUUAUCUCAAGAGUUACAGAUAUCAAAGUUUAUGGUUUAACACUUCCAUUGGUAACAACAGAAAGUGGCCACAAGUUUGGUAAAAGUGCGGGUAAUGCAGUAUGGUUGAGUGCAGACAAGAGUUCGCCAUUUGAGUUAUAUCAGUUCUUUGUACGGUGUAACAUAAUGGAAAAACACCAGAAAAGUCCUGAACUGAGAAUUGCUCAGAAGAAACUUGCUGAACAGGUGUUGCUUCUUGUUCAUGGAGAGGAAGGACUUGAGAUAGCCCUGAAGGCCACAUCUGCCCUUUAUGACCAAUCUGCCAAGAGUUUACUGGAACUGAGAGCAGAAGACAUUGGAAGUAUGUUUGAGGGAGCAAAGGUCUGUGAGCUGCUGUUACAGCCAGGUACAACUACGCUAGAUGUGGCAAUGCAGGCUGGAUGUUUUGCCAGUGAAAGAGAUGCAGUGAGAAUCAUAUCUGCUGGAGGUUUUUAUAUCAAUUACCAACGAGUUACUAAGAUAGAUGAAGUCUUAACUGAAGCAGCACACAUAUUACCUAACAACGUCACAUUAAUUAGAGUUGGCAAGAAGAAUUACUACAUUGUCAAAUGGUUGAAGUGAACCAAUUUAUUGGACAACACACAUGUUAGUGCACAACUACACAGGUCAAGCUGGCUUUAGUUGGAGUGUAUUCAGAGCCUUCGUAAGAGGGAUCAUAAGUGGAGGAAAG